Molecule: messenger RNA, 5594 nt
Organism: Pararge aegeria (speckled wood butterfly)
Lineage: Eukaryota; Metazoa; Arthropoda; Insecta; Lepidoptera; Nymphalidae
Gene: ckn
Product: caskin-1
Exons: 11
Coding region: 293-2887 (864 amino acids)
Biological process (GO): axonogenesis; cell surface receptor protein tyrosine phosphatase signaling pathway
Cellular component (GO): focal adhesion; axon
Molecular function (GO): protein phosphatase binding; signaling adaptor activity
Source: RefSeq, a predicted model, not a curated record
GACGCCGGUCAGCCCGCUAGAGUCGCCGGAUCGGUUCAGUCUGCCGCUUGAAUCGUACCCGCUUGUUCGUUAGUUAUUACUACUCUGUGUCGUGUUUGGACCGAACUUUGUGCAACCGUACAUAAGUGUGGAUCGGAUUAUUUGCAGUGUAUGUGACGCUCAAUGACAUCGGAUGUGGAUUUUUAGUGCUCACGUCAAUAUUUAACCAUACGGUUCAAAUAAUACGAGCCGAUGGUCCUAUUGAAUAGUAACAUGAAAAUUAAUGGUUGCUACUAAGGGACAGAACUAAAAAAUGACAAUAGAUAAAGCGGGUCGACCGCCUGCGCCACGUCGGACCUCGACAUACAGAAGUUACGACGAGCUCGGUAUCAUAGAUAGAGGAAAACCUCUAAGGUAUCGCCAUGGAGGCGUCGAAGACUUGUCCGGAAUAGAGCAUUUACGUAGUAGAACGUACGUCUCACACGACAUGGAUAACAUAACUGUGAUAAGCUCUGAGGAAUUACCCAAACCGAAAAGAAAGACCAUCGAAGGUUUGGCAAGUGGUUUCAGGAGGACGUUCUCUGUUCGCAGUAGAAGAGAACCUGAGGGUAUACCUAUGGAUACGUUUAGUGUCACUUGUGAGGAAAAUUUUGCAACUGUCAGAGGUGCUCCGUUUGGGAGACGUAGAUCCUUAUCCAGGGACAGAGGGUCUUCGUUCCUUGGGAGGAGUUCUUCUGAAGGAGACGUGAGAAUACCUCUUCCUCGUGCUCCGCCUGCCAAUCCGACUCCUAGAUUGCACCGUUGUCUCCGAGCCCUCGGAGGGAGUUGGAAGAACCUUCUAUUAUUGGGCGGAAUGUCCCGCGGUGGCAGCGGCGCCGGGAAAACGGCGACUGCCAAACGCGUGCCGCCGCCAGCGGUCCCCGGAGAUGCGUUUGGCACACCACAGCACCGACACUCCGGGUCAAGCUUCGGCUCGCAAGGGUACGCGUCCUGCGAGGAGCAAGCUUAUCCGCAGCCACCGGAUACUCCUUCACAUACCAGAGAUGACCAUUCGGAUUAUGGCAGCACAGUGUCCGGUGUCUCUGGGGUGUCAGGCGCCAGUGGCAGCCUGGGCAAGAGUCCAGCCGGUGGUGGCACAUUCACCUUCCCCCCUCCUACGCAGCCGCUGACACAUAAAGCGGCAGUGUACUACCACCAUCAGCUAGCUCUGAGCGAUGACCAAGGAAUUGAUAUGACCCAGAGUCCAGGCCGCGAUAGUCCAGGAUCUUCAUCCGGAUCGGCUGGCUCAGGGUCCCGUCAUUCCUCAGCGUCCCUCGACAGUGGCAGAGCUUCGGGUCGAAUGCCACACCACCACCACUCGGCAUGCCACUGUGGGGACACGGUUGACAGAGUCCGGGCGAUGAUAGCUCAAGGACUGCCGGACCCAGAUAUAAUACACGCAUGGCUAGCAGACCUACAAAUGGAGGAAUACGCGAGACUGUUCAUAGAAGCGGGUUACGACCUUCCCACCGUCACCAGGAUGACGCCAGAAGACCUAACAGCUGUCGGCAUCAAGAAACCAAACCAUCGCAAAAGGUUAAAAGCUGAACUCGCCAAUCUGAAUGUGCCGGACAACUUGCCUGAUUAUAUUCCGGGAUCGCUAGAAGAAUGGCUUCGUUUGCUGCGGCUGGAGGAGUACGGCCCUGCGUUGGUCGCACAGGGCUACCGGACCGUGCACGACGUCACGCAACUCGCGUGGGAGGAUUUAGAAGACAUGGGGAUUGUCCGACUCGGUCAUCAAAAGAAAAUCCUCCUCGCAAUCAAACGAGUCAAAGACAUCAGAGCGGGAAAACGGAGCAUCAGUAACCAAGGAUCGCUUGACUUCACGCGAAUACCCGGACAGAAGGAUUUAUAUCCGAGGGAGCAUUACCAGCCCUGGGAGAGACAUGCGAGGAGUUACCAUAAACCCCCCGAUCUAAAGUUUGACGCCAUACCGACGCCCCUAUGUGGCACAGAUUUGGUCCCCAUCCAGAUACGUCAUCCACGUGGCAAAUCGCUUGAAAGCUUAGAAGACCCAGCAGAACGAACCUCCCAUACUACCUUCUCCCCAGAGGCGGGGUUCUACUACGGAGGGCAAUGGCGACGUUCGUAUGACGAUGGGGACAUAACGCCAACUAAUGACAGCUCAUAUGAAGGCGGGGGCACUUUGCCCCGUCCAAGGGGCUUAGUUAGACCCCGACCGGUAGCUAAAAUCCAAGCUACCCCAGCGUACAGGGACAAAUCGCCCGAUUACACAUACGAUGAAAUCGCGUAUUCCGCAAGAUUACAACGUGUGGCAUACGGGGCAAGUCCACACGUAGCCAGGAAACCGCCACCGGAACCUCCUAAAAGACAAAGCUCUCAAUACACGCCGUUUACUAGAUUCGGACAAACAACAGUAGAAAUUCAUCCUGAGAAAAGUCUGCCUCUGAGUUUGCCGGCUUAUCCAAGUUCUGAUUCUCUGAGCGUGUCCUUGGAUAGUACGGGGCUACUCCCUCCACCUCCCGCGCCAUCUUCCCCACCAAGGAGGUAUGAAGAUGACAAGAUGAGGACUGGAUCAGAUGCUAGCUUUAAGUCUAGUUCCAGUACAGAAUCAGACAGCAUUCCGUUCGCAAAUGAAAACGCGGGUACAAUAAAACAAAAUCGUGGACAAAUCGCAAGCAGACCGCACACCGUCGACUAUGGUCGAUCAGGUAUCGGCCUCUCCAGCCUUCCACCACGGAAUCCGGACAUAAAGUCAAACCAUCCCCUCCCUGAACACAAGGACGAAAACAAGAGUUCGGAAACCGUGGACGUGCUCAACGACAUAGGGAACAUGUUGGCCAACCUAACAGACGAAUUAGACGCCAUGUUGGAAGAAGAAAAACGUCAAGGCUUGACAGAUUCCUAAAACAGUUAAAAUCUUUUUUUUAUCAUAAUAUACUGUGUACUCGAAUACAAAAUUAAUUUUAAUAAAAAAUAACCUUUAAUUAUUAAAUUCCAAAGAUUAUUCUUGAUCGGUGCUAACGAUCAAUAUUCGAUCCAUGUUAUAUUGACGGUACCAAAAAUAUAGAAUGCUAUGUUUAAAUUUGGAACCGUUAAUUUUUUCAAUUUGACAAAGGUGUUAACUAUACGUCCGUUAUGUAAGAAAACAAUUAUAAUUUUUUCCCAAUUCAGUUAGCAAUAAUUCUGUUUAAAUAAAAGAUUAGCCACCAAAAUUAAAAGCAAAUAUCACUUGCUAAAAGUGGUUUGCUUUAAUUGGACGUUUUUCUAGUUUAUAUUGUCAGAAUACAGUGUGACCAACUAUUAAGACAUGAAGUUAAUAGAAACUCUAUGGCUUUACAAUCGUAGAUCAAUGAAUUUUAUAUGCAAUUUUCGCGAUUUUUUUUACAGUCUUCGUGCGCGCUUUUACUGCCUUCAUCCGUUGCCUUGCUCUUUUAUUUCUGCCGUAUAUCAGUUAUACAACAUAAGUAAUAUAAAUAAAUAAUAAUUUCCAAACAGACAAAAAGUUACACAGUGACAUAGUUUCUAUAACGCCAUUCGGGUACUGACAGAAUAGCUUUUAAUGACACAAUUAUUUGGUAACUGUAGAAUAAAUCGAUCGGUUAUUAUAUACUGUAAUUCGUAAAGUCUCAAAUCUGUCAGUCUGCAUAAGACUUAGAUAUUUGUAUAAUACCAUUUUAUACUGAUCAGUAGGAAUAUUGACGUUUAUAGGUUAUAUAGUAAUUAUUGUUUUCCUGUUUGUGACAUUUUUGUUGUUAUUUUAUUAUUUAAAUUAGCCUCUUAAUUUUGAAUAGUUACUUUGGUUUCCAUAUCCGGUGGGACACAUAGACAAUUAGGUAUAUAGUCGGAUCCAAAAACAGAUGAAAAUGGCUAUUUUUGUAAAUAACGUUUUACUUAUAUUAUGUCAUAGAAUGAAUAUAUCCAGUAGCUAGUUUUCCAUGUACAAUAAAAUUGUAGAGUACUUGAAUAAUAAUGUGUAGAAUAGACUAGUUAGAAUUUAUACAAAAAUGAUAGAUCUAGUAAUAGUGUGACAAUUUAGGGAUUACAAUGAAUAUAUAAAUAGACUUCAUGUAAAUAGACAAAGAGCAAGUGGUCAGCAGAAUAAAGUCACACAAAGUACUUAUUUAAAGUACCCACGUACUGCUAUUACGUCAAGUGGCUUAAAUUUUUUAUUAAAUGUAAAAAGUAAAAAUUUUAAAUACGGUCAUUUUUUUAAGAUCUAAAUAUUUUAAUUAAAAUUAGCAACCAAACACAUGAUUUUUUGAAAUUAGAAAUUACAAAACUUCAAAAAUAUAAUGCACGGAUGUGAUAAGUCUUUUAAUCACAAGCUCUUUGUCUAUAUGUUACUAGAUAUAACCCUGAUACACACAAUAUAUUAAUAUAUUUUGAUUCUGUUAUGUAAUUCCGUGCUCAGUUACGUAAUAAACAAAAUCUAUGAAUGACAUUCAACAUGCGGGGCUUAUACAAGCUAGAUUAUUGGUGCCAAUUCUGUGGAAUGUAAAUCUCUAAAAGCAACCAAGUUAUCUGAUUCUAAAGUAGUGUUGUCCUCAUCAUAGUUUUUGCUUUGGACAGAUAGCACUUAUUAACCCCUAUGUUAUACUUGUAAAUUCAGAUAAGUAUAGAUUUAUUUACGACAGAUUUGGUCCUCUUUUUUUGCCAACAUGCAUAUAGUAAAACAGUUUGUAAUGAAGAAUUAACUUGGCUAAUGUGGCUCAAAAAACGUAAUGAUUAAAAAUUGUACCGAUUUAACUAUGGUACACAUGUCUCAUGUUGUUUGUAAACAACUUUCUUGCGUUGUAUAUAAUAACGAUAUUCUAACCACAAAUAUAUCUAUCCUUAAACUUAUUUUAUAAAUAUUUUAAUAUGGUAACAUUUUAAAAUUAACGUAACUAAUUACAUCUCUAGAAUUUUGUUUCUAUAUGUUCUCCUUUUGAAGUGAUAAAUAUGCAGUGGCCAUAUAAUAUUAAUAAUGCUUACUUCAAAUUAUAAUUAUAAUAUUGUAGAUACCAUAGACACAAACAAUUUAUUUUCGUAACCCGAUGAAUUAUUUUGAAUUUUGAGUAGUAAACCUUACAGUAAGAAUGAAUAUUUAUGUAAAUCGAGCAGCAAAAUAAUCUACGAAAUUUGAUAUUUUUUACAUUAAUCCGGUAUCUUACACAACACGUAACUACAAUAAAUAACUCUAGGAACUAAAUGUAGUAUAUUAUUAAAUAUUUUUAGCUUUGUACUGUAAAUAUAUUAGGUAGAGAUCAGUGUUUCUAUACAGUCUCCUUUGAUACCUAACAAACACGUCUUAUUUAGAACUUUUGUAUACUUGUUAAAAUUAACCGUCACUAUAAUUAGGUUACUUUUAGUUUGGUUUCUUCAACUAGGGUCGCUAGAAUACGACGGUGCUAGAGAUAAAAGUUUUAAAGCAAACGAUUUUGAGUUACUUAUAUAUUUUUUUUUGAUUCUUAAAAUGUUUACCUUGUUCUGUGAACUAGUCAAAAUUCUUUUCAGUGACGGUUAUUAUGAUAAAUGUAAAGUAAUGUAUCGACUAUUACUGAAAACAGCUUAUAAUAAUUAUUAUAUUCUUAUUUUGUAGUUCAGUUCUUAUUUGAAUAAAUAUUUGUAAU